Spirometra erinaceieuropaei is the source of this 42533-nucleotide messenger RNA. The record is from the annotation of a GenBank genome assembly. Lineage: Eukaryota; Metazoa; Platyhelminthes; Cestoda; Diphyllobothriidea; Diphyllobothriidae.
AUGAAGAGGAAACCAUCGGAGACUGGCUCAGUCCAGCACUCAGCCACUCAAUUUGCAAACAAAACGGCUGAGCCCAAUGAGUGGUCUGAGUUGAAACGUCAGUUGGCAGCCUACCAGGCCACAGCUUUUGAUUUACCAGGUCAGUCUUGAGCGUGUCGGUUUGCUUAUAGCAAUGAAUUUUUGCGCUGAGACCGCCGACCUCCCUCACUCUGCCCCAUCUCGUGCCGGUAAACCAACCGAUGCCAAGAUUUCGAGGGUGGACUGACAAACUUGAAAUCAGCUUGCCUCCCUGUGUCACACAUGACCCAGCCCCUAUACAAACACCAGAUUUUUAUACAAGAGGAGUACAUUGUUGAGAAUCCACAUGCAGCAGAGAAGCCACAUAGAGAAAGGAGUCCGCGGGCACGCUUCCCGCCUACAUGAGAGGUACCGGUGGUGUGGCAUUUUGAGGUGUUUAUGCGGGUGCAUGUGUGGAUGGGAGAAUGCAGACUGAUGUCUGCGGUGAUUAACCCGCAGAUUUCUGCGUGUAUAUGCCUCCAAAUAGUCACAGUUCAUGACUGAAUGUGAGAGAGUAAUGCGGGCAACUGAGGCGACGGCAUCUGAUGUAGUUUGGUGCUUAGGAAGCUGGUUGGACUGGUAUCUGUGUAAUGGAUUCGCAAAUGACUGACCAAGCCGAUGUACGAGGAUAACGCAUGGUAAGAUUGUGCCCAGGAUAGACUAGGAGAUGUUGAGUCGGUUGUCGUUUUAAUGUUGUUAUUUGUGGCUGCUCUGACUCUUGGAGAGUUGAUUAGGCUAUGGAGGGGAGGGUGGGUGGAUGUGCAAGGUGUGUUAGUUGUAUCGAGGCCGCAGUGUGUUCCCAUGGGAUUGAAGUUCACGUGACCGAAUAGGCGUAGACAGUGUAGACAGCGAAGGCGGCUACGCGCGAGUGUGUUAGGGCUUCUGGUACUGAUGCGUCGGUCACAGCAUGAUGGGCCCGCGAGUAACUAACCAGGUCGUUGUGAGGUAAAUGUGUGAUUGCAAUCAGGACAGGUUGAAACCGAGUCCACGUAGCUGGAGGUGAGAAUGAGAAUGGUGAAGGUGGUGGAUGACUAUCCGUCGGGAGCGUUUUAAUAUCUGACUUUUUGUAUUCUUACUCUAGCACAUCAUCGGAGAUAGGCUAAAUGAGGAAUGCAUGGUUUAAGUAGACCACUUGUGCUCUUACCUGAUAAGCCCAUCCUGUUCUCUUCUUAUUGGCUCUCCUCUCGCGCGCGCACGUAGUGCCUUACAGCCUAAUAUAGCGCUGGUAGGUCACCAAUGCAGUUGGUCAAGUUGGCGCUGAUUGUCUGGCUUCGAUUACUUCUCUUACGAAGUUGCUUUCGGCUCGGCCGAGCGCUUGGACACCGUCAAAUUCGAAUCCGUGAUUAUUUUCUAGACUGUGCAUGAUGACGUGCAGCCAUACAUCGUUUCACUUUGCGGCUAAGGCGUGCUCAUGCAUGCGCGUCCUAAAUCGUUUGUCGGUCAUGCUGCAUUAGCUAGCCAGACAUCCUAGACAGUUGACGUGGUAAAUCACGCCUGACGUGUCCGCAGGCGGUAACUGGAUGAGUAAACGGCGAAUGCUGGCCUCCGCCCUGCGUCCAACACCCACGCUAGCGGUCUUAGUAUACGCUCAAUGACUUCAGAGACGUUCCUCAAGUAAAACAAAACACGGAAGAUUUCAGAUCCUUUUUUAUUCUCAUCGUCGACCCCCGUGUGUCUUUGGUAUAAGUAAUUGUAAUUGUAAUUGUUUACAAAACUGCGCAGAAAUCCGUUGGCAAGGAAGAGGUGCCAUGGGGUUUUAGACUACCACAGUUUCUCAGUUUUUGCGCCGAAGUGUGUGUUGAUGUAACGAAAAUUCUCUGGACGCAACUGCGUUUAUGCGGCAGGGGUAUGGUUUCUGUUGUAGUAAGGAAUUUCUCCGUGUUUGUCGCAUUUCGAAGGAGAACAGUCUGACAGGUUCUGUCUUCCUGUCUCGGUAACCGGGCGUCGAAGAAAGGGAGCACCCCGUCAUUUUUUUCCUUAUGUUAAACUGGAAAACCGAGUUUAAUUCACUUUUAAAGUUGUCUUUUGAGCCUCGACGUAGGAUGACAAAUGUGUCGUCUACGUAGCACAUCCAGAAUUUCGGCUUUUAGGGGUGAAAAAUCCGAGUCUCCAGUUCCUGCAAGACCGCCUCAUUCAGGUAGCCGAAGAAUAGGGACCCCAUUGGGACGCCCACUGGUUGUGCCACUCUGAAUUUUUCUUUAACGAUUUCGUAUGCGGCAUCUAGGUCGGUAUGCCGACUGAUGCAUGCCUCAUCUGAGUGCACUGCUUCUGGGAAUUCGCGGUCUUUUUUGUUGGGCGGACGCCAACAACACGAGUGCUUUCCUACACAAUUGCAUGUCCAGUGUCUAGUGUGUGCAUGGUCACCUGGGAUAUAUGGUCGCGUCUCCUUAACUCUAACUGAUGCUCAUGUAUACGGGUUAAGACAGAUCUCCCAAUAUGACCCCAGUAGACGGCCGGAACAUGGGACUUUGUACACAGCACCUUUUUAUCGAGGCAGCCAACCCUGUCUUUCGGCUGUAAGAGCUGCGUGCGUAAGGUAGUUGCCGGCUGGUGUGCUAUGUGUAUCUGAUGUUGUUUAAUUGAUCUCGACUAAUUCAGAUACAUUUUUCACGUGCGUAGAAAGUCGCCAGGUGGUAAGUUUUCGUUCCCGGGCGGCAGCAGCCUUAGAAAUACCCACUCCUUUGAAUUGCUGGUGCCUCAUGCAUAGACAUACAAAGUCAUGCGGGUACCCGUUUUGUGAAAAUAGUUUGUAGAGGUAUUCCGUUUCUUCUCGAUAACUAGCUCCAUCAGGUCUGUGCGUUUUAGCUCGAUCCAGAGGGCUGUGGAUUGUACUCCACUUGCGGGAGACAGGUUGGUUACUCUCAAAAUGUAGGAUAAUCUCUGAAUACGCCUUUUUGCGAUAAACUGACGCGUGAAAUGAUUAAUAAGUUUUUAUGGCGUACAAAGACAUCCAGAAAUGGGAGCUGUCCAUCAACCUCCGUUUUGAAAGUAAACUUGAUUUCUGGAAAUGUAAAAUGAAUAUUGGUAUGGAUUAGAUUUAACCGGCUUUUCUUGUCAAUGACAGAAUUGUUGUCUACGUAGCUCAGCCAAUUUUUGGGUUAAUUGUGAGAAGAUCCAUAGUUUUUUAUUCUGUCAGGAAACCGGAUAAGGCUAAACCCAUGGGAACACCUUUUAAUUGUCGUAAUAUUGGUUGGAGAAGGAAAAGUUCGUUUUCAGACAGAGACGGUCACACGGUCUUCAUCAAACACCACCAACUACCAGCCUGGACGGGCUCUUGGAUUUCAGCCGUCAUUUUUGUAAUCAUCCAUUCACGUGUGGAUUUUUAAAAUCUGUACACUACUCUGCCUAUUUCCCUUCGAUAUACUGACCUUUUUUGCAUGCCUUGUCUCCUUCAACACUCGCACUGAUGCCCGUGUUGAUCAUAUUUUGACCAACCACGGCAAGUUUUUUUGUGUUAAGAAUAGGGCUCCAUCGUCCGGCUCAAAUCAUUCUACUUUACUUGGUCUUCCGAAAAUCUAUUCCGCCUCUAAACGCGCACUGUUAUCCAAGUCAGAGAGAAAGGUUAAUGUUCGCAACACGUCUGCACAAAACAUUCACCUGCUCCAGAUUUGCAUAUCUCGUACAUUCCCCGCUUUCCUCAAACGAUCUAAUGUUGAAUCAUGUUCCUUCACCUAGCAGCGUUUUUGAAUGGAAUGUUUGGCAUCUGCUGUUCUCUUGAUUCUGUAAUGGUACGACCGGAUAGGAUCACUUUUCCAUAUCUACAACUUAUAAGACGAAAAAAGAACUACUUUGCAAGCUUGGCUUACGUGACAGCCUUAAGGACGUUACCGUCUGAAUAAAAACAGAGAUUGCCAGACCAAAUGGCCUGUGUGUUAGCCAGCUUUUUACCCCUUCUUCCUCCUAUUUUCCCCCUUCCUCCACUGAAAGUUGGAAGAAUCUUAAGAGUCUCACGGACCAUCGUAGCACACUGGUACAUGUCGAUGCUAAUUAAGACUCCUUAAACAAAAAAGUUAUCCUCAGUCACAAUGACUCCCAUCUUCCAUCAAAUGACAUACCCCUAUUACCAUGUGCCUUCCAACCCGUGUCUGUGGCAACGGUAGAGAAACACCUUAAAGAGUUCCGUAGGUCAACAGCUGCCGGACCGGAUGGUGUCUAACCUCUUCUUCUUAGAUGUUGUCCCCGGAUAGCCCCUAUAUUAACGCACCUCAUUAACAUGCUCUUCACUGACUCCAAGAUUUCUGACGCCCAGAGUACAGUGAGGAUCACUCCCAUCCCUAAAAUCUGCUAAUCUUAGUUAUAUAUCAUUUCGUCCAAUUGUCUGCUUUUCCGCACUACUAAAGCUUUCUGAAAGAGUUGCCCUAGAUAUUAUAAAGGCAUUCUCUUCCUGUUUUGCCGAUCCUCUACAAUUUGCAUUGAAAGUCAAACGUAGCACCUUAGAUACUGUUGCUACUGUGAUCCACUCUGCCGUAAAAGAAUUAGACAAGGUUGUCGCGAAUUAGCAUAUACUUUUCUUGACUACUCCUCUGUCUCCAAUAUCGUCCUGCGCCCACUUCUGCUUACCGAAACAUCCGCGUGCGGCUCUUCAGACUGAGUAGUCUCUUGCCUUAGUGAUUAUUUUAGUACCCAAACUCAAUUUGUCUAAUCUGGCAAGCGGAAACUUAUGGUCCUUCCCAAUGACUGUGGAGUUCUUCAAGGUUCCAUUCUAUCGCCUCACCUUUUCUCCCUCCACACCGACGAUCUAAGAUCCCUUAAACGACUGUCUUUUUUUUAAGUAUGCUGAUGAUGUGGUUGUUGGACACCCUCCCAAAAAUCGGACACACCUCCUGUAUCUGAACAAUGGCCUUGAACAUGUUCCAGAGUGGUCGGAGGAAAGUGGUCUCCCAAUGAACAAUCAAAUGUCAGUUUAUUGUCAAUAUAAGUGAAAAUGCAAUUCCUAUAUGCAUAUGAAAAAAAAGAGGUGUUCACCGGGAAGGGUUUAUUGGAGUUCCGACGUUUUGAGUAAUUGGUUCAUCUACCCAUCUUCAGAGACUGGGAAGUCCUGUGCACAUCUCCCCUUUUAUGGCGCAAUUUGUUCAGUGCGUGACCGCCAAUGCCGCCUGUGUGGCUGCAUCCAACCCGCAUGUCACCGUGACCUGAAUCGCCUCCGUCGACCGCGAAGAUGUCUGACGACCCCGAUCGUUUCGCGCCGUGACUGUUCCCCGUUAAAAAGGUUCGUAAAAUCAGAUAGGGGGAGGCAAAUUGAUGUGGAGGUUGACAGUGCAGUCGGUGUUCAUCCAGGCUUCUUGCACUUGCCUUGCUGUAUGAUGACCGUCCCGACCCACAUUCUCAACGGUGUCAAAGUUGAAGAUGUGUCUCAUUUGCGCGACAGGUGUUGCCACCUCCGACUUUGGGUACAACCUUCGCACAGCCAACUUAUGCACGUGCAUUCGCGUUUGCAGCCGUCGGCCGAUUUCCCCAACGUAGUCGCACCUUCCGCAGCUGCUUUGAAGUCGGCAGACAAUGGCCGAUAACUCCUGCUUGAGAAUCGGAUCUUUUGGCCGCAUCACUUUCCGGCGGAUUGUUAAGUCAGGUCUGUGGGCAGCACCAAUUCCGAUUGGCGCGAGGGAUCUAGCCACGGCCUCGGAGAACCCUUUGGUGUACGGAAUGCUGCAGCACGAGUUUGACUGACUAUGCUCUUCAUUCAGUCUCUUUGGCUGCCUUCGGCUCCGUUCAGUGAAUAUCCGCGGAUAGCCGUUGACUCUCAAGAGUUCUUGGAGGGGCAUUAUCUGAUCUGAUAAUUUUAUUUAAUGCCAGUUUACAGGCAUUGUCAAGGGAAGCGUUAAACAGAAAUCCGACCAGCAGUGAAAAAAACUCCUGAAGUAAAGGAAUAAAAAUACAGUUGAUGGUGGUUUUUAUGGUUUGGAGGGUUCAAGAGAAAAAACUGCUGGAGGCAUACAUUCGAAAGUCAAUAAGGGUGGGAGGGGGUUUGCACGGUAUCGGAGAUAAUCGGACGUCAAUUCCUUUCAUGAAGUUGAGGAUAGCCAAAGUAGAGGCGUUGAGGAACAGCUGUCGAUGUUGGCCAAAGAAAUUGUCCAUGGUCAGACAGGCCAUAGUGUUCAGAGACCACAAACGCCAUCGCUACGGUACAGCCGUUCAGUGGACUCAGCACCCAAAAUUUGUGGGAGCUUUUCUGAAUGCAAAAAUCGAGUAAUAGUUCUCUUAAAUAAAGGAUAAUUUUGCAGAAUUUUACAUUCCUGGGUAGUUUAUUCCAAAUAGCAAUUGCAUUUAUAGAAUAGAACCGAAGAUAUUUAACAGUACGUGCCAGAGGAACAAAUAAAAAGACCUCACGGUGACUGUUACGUCGUGGGUGGACAUGGUGUCUUAAAGAGGUGAGUGGGUUAAAUGUGUGAUUAUAUAAGAGUUUAAAUAGCAAAAAUAGUCCCUUUUGUAAUCUACGGAACUAUAAAAGAUCAAGGCCCGUAAGCCGGCAGCGUUCUUGGUAAGACAAAUGUCGGUGUUCCGGCGUUAAAAUUCUCUUGGUAAAAAAGUGUUGAACGGAUUCUAUUUUCUUUCGCUCAGUAGCAUGCAUGAGGCUAAAUAAAAACGAACAGUAUUACAGGCCAGGUCGAACGUACAUAUUGAAAAUGCGCAUUCUUAUGCACCUAGUUUUAAAGUUUCGGAGGAUAAACCCGGUCGUUCCACGUGCUUUGGAGACUAUCAAGGCACAGUGCUCCGAGAAAUUGAGACUCUUGGUGUAUGGUACGCCCAGAUCCUUAAUAACCCCAGACACAUUUAUGGCAUGACAUUCAAUACGUAGUUGAGGUUGGCGGUUGUCGUCAACUACCAUGACUGAGCACUUAUGCCAAGAAAGAUAAAGGCGCCAUGUGCGGCACCUCUGGGCGAGAGCCUUUACAUCGCUCUUUAGGAGCUCAAGCACGAUGUCAUGAUCUGCCGGCUUAUAUCGAUAUGCAACUUUAAGAUCAUCGGCAUACAUGAAAGGCUUACCAUUCUGGAAUAUAUCGGGUACAUCAUUAACGAAAAGGCAAAAUAAAAGCGGGCCGUGUACACGACCUUGAAUGACUCCACCCCUCACAUGUGUGGGGUUGGAGAUGGUAUUGGAAAUCUUAACACGUUGUGUACGAGUGCCAAGGUAAGUGGUUAUAAAAUUUAAAAGUUUGCCACCUAUUCCGAAAGAGGACAGUUUCAAGAGAAGAAGAGCAAGGUCAGCAUGGUCAAAAACAUUAGUGAAAUCGAAAUCUACUGCGUAAAGUGCAAAAACAUUGUCUGUAGAUUGGAGAAUAUAGUCAAAGAAAGAGAGUUGACAGGUGUCACAAGAUCGAACAUUGAGGAAUCCAUGCUGAGCAGCACUCAACAAGUUAUUCACUGUUAAGUGACACAUCAUCUUCUCUUUGAUCAAUGUCUCUAAGAUCUUCGAAACUGCGAGGAGGGUGUUCAUUGGCCGAAAGUCAUCAAAUGACGUAGAUUUGCUGUGCUUAGGAAUGGGCAAAAUGUGUGAUUCCUUCCACAAGGUAGGAUAAGUUUCACUUUCAAGAGCGAGAUUAAAUAUCUUGCAUAAGAGGGAUGGGAAAAUCGUAUUUGCAUCGGAUUAUAAAAUGCUUACUCGGACACCAUCGGGGCCUGGACUAUAAGAUUGACUAAAACGCCGAAUGGCAACAGUCACGUCCCACAGAGUGAAAGUGAUAGUAUCAAGAACUGCCCCGGUCAAUCCCUGGAUGUUCGGAAGCGGAGUGGUCGAGACUUCAAUAAACGUUUUGGACAUGAAAUCAUUGAAGCUGUCAGUGGUUAACUGAGCAUCAAUUAUGGGAUUUCCGAGAGCGUCUCGGAGGAUGGGAUGCUGCGUCUUUCGCUAAGUUCGUAUUUUUCUAGAGAAAAGUUUCGAGACACUUAACGAAUGGUUUUCGGUAAACUGGAUCUCCUCGGCUAGCUGUUUUUCUUCAGACAGUCUCAUAGCCCGCCCAAAAAUAUCCCAAAUCAAGGGCGGGACAGAAACGUCAUUCUGAAGAUGGAAUCGACGAGAAAGUCCGCGCUAUCUACGACGAAAGGGCAAGCGUAGGAUAACCUCAUUCCCAACAUUAAUAAUUUUCUUACGGGGGACAAAACGUGAAAUAAGCGGAUCCAAAAUUUCGUACAGUUUUGCGAUGCAAACAUUUACGUCCGAACAAAGGAAGAAAUCAGUCCAGUCGUAGGAAUUGAGGUGUUUUAAUAAUUCGGUUGACCGAGUUGAUCGGAAAUCGCGGGAAAAUUUAUACUUUGUGGAGGACGUUUUGUCAGCCUCGAAUUCCAACGUUGAAACAACUAUGUCAUGGUCUGAGCCCCCCAUUGGGCCUAGGGAUGACACUAACGAUGGCAUGCAUCCUCUACAGUAAAUUAGGUCAAGAAUGCUUGAGCCUCGGGUGGGAAAAUCGACAACCUGACUCCACAUCCCAACAUUCACAGCCUCAAGAAGUCUUCGAACCUUCUUGGGCCUGAAGGCGGAGACCAGCGGACUUCCGGAAGAUUAAAGUCACCCGCAACCAAUUGAUACUUAAAGCUUAAGUCGGCCGCAGCAUGAAAUGCCAGUGAGAGUAAACGAUCGAAUUUUUCGUUGGCGUUGGGAGGGCGAUAAACACAGUCAACGUGUAAGGAGAACCUAUUUUUUAGAGCAACCUGCAGCCAGCAGCUGCCUUCUACUGCGGAAAAAUGCGGGAGGUCAAGCGGCAAACAUGUAAGUGUUUGCUUAACGUAGACGCAACUGCCCCCAUCACGGCUGUCUUGGUGAUCAUUUCGAAUGCAAUUAUAGCCUAGAAGAGAGAGUUCGGAGUCGGCUACGGAGGCUGACGCCCACGUCUCAGUUACUAAAACAGUAUCUGGACAGUGGACGAACACCAGAGUCUGAAGCAAGGGCAUCUUAUUAAGCAAGGAUCUGACAUUUAAAACAAAAAGAUUCAGGGGAAAGGCUGUUUGUUUCUAAGGGAGGUGGGCUAGGUCGUCCAGUGCUUGGCUGCCCACGGAGCAAACGGUUCGGAUGUAACCAUCCGGUUCUGCAAACAAAUUUUGUGGCAUCAAAAGAUUCUGACGUGGAUAAAACGGGGUAGGACUUGGGGGAGGAAAUGACGGGCAAGUAAACUGGUAAGCAUUGUUAGCUAACUCAUUUUCAGCUGGAACUCCGCGGGCCAGAUACUGAAACACAUUCUCGCCUGAACGAAUCUGAGGAUCGGAUGAGUUAACUGAUCCAGUAUGGACAUUAGCAUGAGGAAUACACUGAUAAAACGGCCGUGGUGGAAACAAGUUAGGGGAUGGAGGACGCAUUGUUUCCAUUGGAGCAAGAGUUCUAUUAAACGGCCGGAAAAUCGGCACAUUCGGCCAAACUGCCACAAAAUGAGGGCUGGGGGGCAGUUGGGAACACGCUGUGUUUUGAGUCGGGAUGUUUGAGGCACUGUUAGCCGAUUGUUGAGGAAAAGAUUUUCCUGCUUUGCUCAGAAAGAACUGUUUAUUUUAAAACGAGUCUUCCGUACGCUCUUUUCUAUCGCUGGUGUUUCUUAUCAUUUUAGUCUGUAUUAUCCUCUAACGACAUUUCAUGACGGUCGAAUUCUGGAUGAUGUUGACCAUUCCUUGCAUCCUGAUCUUAUUUCUGCGAAGUCCUCCCGCCCGAUGUGCCGCGGCUUCCGACGUAUCUCUUGUCGCACAUCGGCAUAUACAGAUUCUGUAGUAUCAUCCCCGACGCCCCAUCUUACGUGUGAAGAGAUAGAAAAACUGAAACUAUGACUUGAACUGUCCACGUGAUAAUCAUUCUUUUAGUUCUAAACAUUUUAGCUCUUGUGUGAUCUAUGAACGUAUUUACUGCCCAUAGUGAAUGGUGCCCAUUUUUGUCGAAAAUGUUGAAUUUAUGUUUUCAAACUAAGGCAAAUUCCUCCUUCUCUCUCUAAAGUACGCUGGCUAUGAUAACUGAUAAAUAAGCAGCCGCGAACCAUCGGCAACAACGCCACUAGGGCUUGUGUUGCUGCAGGCCAUUAGUCAUAUGAAAUGCCCUACGUCGGAUGAUGUCACUGCGACAUAGUGACUGUUAAUCGUCAUUUAACAGACUCCCUUGCUACUGCUCUUCCGUCAUUAGUUUCCUCAGCUAAAAGUUUUAAGAAAAUAACUUCCUACAGAUAACCGGAAGAUAGCUGGAAUCUCCCCGUAUUGAAAUGUCAUAAAAAUCCUCUUGAAAUUAAAUUACACUUCAACGUAAUAUGCUAGAUCUACGGCGAUAUGAAUCACAAUCACGUACAUCAGACCCAAUCCGGCAGUGAGUGUGAGUAGCAGGCGAGUUGGACGACUCAGUCGCAAACGGACACAUGCUAGAAACUAGAAUGGGUUUGGGGGUUAUCAAGACCUAACGGUGAACUCUUACACUAUCCCACAUUACCGUGUCCGCACGGCCCUCCAUUCCGGAACUGGCGGAAGGCGAUCUUAUUUACGUUUUCCACCUGAUUGACUAAUAUGUGUGUGUUUCAUGUGACGUUUGGAAACUAUUGUUCGAUCUUCCGUGGGUCUGUUAUCUACAUCGUUGUAUGCAAUGAUUUUAUUUCACAGGUAGUAAAAAGUAAAGUGCGUUUUCUUGCCAUGAUCCAACACGUUCCGAAAGUUGUUAGCGCCCUGUAAAUUUUUUUGUCUUGAGCCUUAUAUAAUUACCUCUAUAAAUUUCAGUUGAUUAUUCAUCGCCUACUCAAUUUUUGAUCUGCGCUCAGCAUAGACAGUCAGUUAUGGUUUUACUCCACUGAAAUUAAGGCGGCGGAGCCGACUCUGCGACUCGAAAUGAUGCGGAGUGUGGCUCCUUCUCUGCUGCUUGUUGGAAUCAAACAAGUACGCCUACUUAUUUAUGCCGUUUAUGUGAUUUUCUUGGGUGUUUUUUACUGGCUUAAACCCAGUUAGUAAGAGGCCUGUCUUAAUAGAACAACAGGCGAUUUCGUACGCGUCCUUUUUUAAAAGUCGCUGUGCAAGUCCAACCAAAAUGCAAAUUCAGGCUGAUUUGUCCCUUUACUCACAUCACUGCUUAUUUUUUCCGAUUUCAUGCUUUUUGUCCCUGUAAUAGAAAGAUUUGGGGUUUGGCGCGUGUCAAUAUGGACCCUGAUAACCUUGCACUAGCAGGUCAUAUUUGAGGGUUUGUGUGUGGUCAGUAAUGUGUUUUUAUCUUUUCGCAGAACUUGCGCCAAGCUACAUCCGGUUAGAUUGUACCUACAGGAACUACUGGCAACAGUCAGUCAAUCACAAAACCACCCCCAGACUAUCCGUAAGAGCUAGCCAAGAGCGAAUGUAAUGCUCUCAGAGGGACAUGCAUGCAGAGUAAACUUAUCCCAGAAAAUGCCUGAAUGGGAGUCGGUACUCGAUUACUGGUAUUGCACUUAACAGAAUUGAUCAGUCCAUUUUAAUUCCACGCCAACACAUUUAAGACCCUAAUAUAUGCAGUGAUUAGGUGGAACGCAGCUAGUAUGUACAGGGUAUACAAGGAACGCACUGCCGUCGCGCGAGCAAUUGAGCCCCCAAACUCUAACGUUAAUAAGUCUAAAUUUAAGAGAAUGUUGCUGGCGAACUUCACCAAAGAAGUUGUGUUAAGUGGCCAGCGACUCUGUCAGCACCAACCCCGUCUAGUCCCUUCAGGCACCGCGGUGCUGGAAGGGGCGUCGUGGACGCCAGUUACAGAUUGUCUUCGGCCGCGUAAGUGUUACCUAUCCCCGCCGGUUGGCUCAGGUUAUAUUUAUGUUGCCGAUACUGACGGUUGUGACUGCGCUGGGAACUAAGACGACUGCACGUGUAAGUAUUGGCCUCUACAAAACCAGUGCUAGAAGUCUCGCAUAGGCGGUAGAAAAACGCAGCUCUUUUAGUUAGGCCGUAACGGCCGAUUUUCAAGGCAAUGGGCGAAUUUUUAUUGUUAUACCUGGAAUUUUUCUUAAACCCUAAUUUUUGAGGACUGCAUCGUGAGGCCGAAGUGAUCGUCUGUAAAUAAUACGAAGUCCGGCCAGUGUGAUUCCGGCAUUUCCCUGGAUAAGUUAGAGACCCCCUUUGUGAUCUGAUGUCAGUCUGUUAGGAUUUUCCAAGGGUGCCAGAUUAGCUGAAGUUAUCAUAAAAAUAUUUUCAGCAGACUUGUCAAACAGAAACGUUUUCUUUGUACUAUCUGUUGAUUAUCCUACGCCCCUCCGCUGUGCGUGGAGAUUUUUGACGCUGUCUUUAUGCAUAUUUUAUUUUCUGUAGGAAGAAACAACUCCCCCGGAAAGUCAUGAAGUUAAGCCUUACAGGGUAGUCCUGGCAUUCUUCUUGAUAUUUUUUCGUUAAGGCUACUGAUUCAGUCCGGCCAAGUCGACCUGUAAGACAUAUUUGCGUUAUAAUAAGGUGGGUCUUAUCGAUAGCGUCAGUGCCGGCGAUCCUUCCCCGAAUACGAAUCCGCACCCAGUGAAAGUGAUUGGGAAAGCAGUGGUGACGAGUGGCAACCUUCACACUCUCCAGCAUCAUCGCGUUUGUCAAACAAAACAAAAAAUGGAAGGCUGGCGCCCUCGAGUGCAUCAAAGACUCAAACAGAAGAAUCAAAUACAGCCGACAGUUUGUCAAUUCCUGUCACCGAAUCAUCUGAAGCAGAAGCGCAUAUGGGCGCGGGUCUUUCAGGUUUCCCCUUAGUUUUUUAGGCUUAUCCUUUUAGUAGAAAUGAUUUGUCCUAAACGCGAAAUUGAAGACCCUAAAUCCCAGGAACAUUCUGACAAUCUUGAAGAUGUCCGCCAUUUGUGUGAGUGUGACUUACAUCGAAAACCAAAUAUUUAUUUUAUUUUCUUCUCUCACGCUCAUGUUACUUGAUGGUUAUAAAACUUUAUUAAUAUUGACCAAACUGUGAAAAACUUGGCGCCUCAGUGGAAUUCGAACCCAUGACAGUAAGGGGAAGGCUUUAGUAAACCAACGCUCGAACCACCUGAGCUACGAGGCCCCGCUGGACGACGCGAGUUUAAUCACACUUGGGUUAAUUUACCCGCCCAGCCUACUGCAACGUCUGGACUUCACCAAAUCUGAUACAAUAAGUUGACUGCCCAAGCAGGAUUUCCUAAGUAAUUUAUCUAGAAUCCACCAGAUGACUACCAGGCUCACAUAAUUCAUAGAUAUUUUGGCAGAUUUUGAAUAAUUCAUACCGACCCACCUGUGGAAAACUUGGUGCCUCGAUGGGAUUCGAACCCACGACAGUAUUGGCUGGUAACUUGAUCCAAAUGUGAUUAAACUCGCGUCGCCUGGCGGGACCUCGUAGCUUAGGUGGUUAGAGCGUUGACUGUAUUAAAGCCUUCCCCCUUUUGUCGUAGGUUCGAAUCGCACCGAGGCGCCGAGUUUUUCACAGUUGGGCCAUUGUAAAUCAUUCCAAAUCUGCCAAAACAUCUAUGAAAAACCUAAUGAUUCAAUUGCGGUUCCCUAGCUUAUUAAUUUCCAGAGAACGUAAUUUGCAUGCCAUUAUCCAGAUAUGUAGUUCGAAGUAUUGUUUGAGUCAUUUCUGAUUAAUAUAGCUGCAUAUGUCAUAUUGCGGACUCAAUGAAGCUUUAUGAAGAACAAUCGUUCGCCUGUCUGCCUUAUUUCAGGCCUGGACCGGUCAUAGGGGGAAUCUUAUCACAGUCAUUUUCAAAACCCUAAGGGCAACAGCCCUUUGAAGGGGAUAACUAGAAAAGUCAGAGCUGUAAUUGAGCUUUUGUUAGAAACCUAGCAGACGAAUUUCGACUCAUGUUGAGUGGCGAAUCGCACAUUUUCAGAAAUGAAAACCGAACACGCCUAUAAAAAUUGGAGCCUUUUGCACGUUUACCACAGGCAAACGUUUGGACUUCGGCGGAAGUCAUCUUCUUUCGUCUCCAGCACUUGUGCAAGUGACGCUGAAUCCACUUAAUAUGCAGCUUUUUGGACGUAGAACACAUGACUUGAUAGAUAGUGUAUCUGGCCUACUGCCUUGUAGAUCACUGCGGAAAAUUUUCGACACUCAAAUGCGCUAGUCGAUAUCAGCAAGAAAGCGUACUUCAGAAUAAAGUUGCAAUGCAGAAGGCUCGGCCACUGGGGCGAGGAUUUUAGCAGUCCGAAUUUUGCGGAAUUGAAGUGCAGUCCUUCAGCAGAAACAACAACAGUCAAGGGCAGUGAAUUCACAGGAGUUGUAGUUUAUGACGCACUUGCUAUACUAUCAUACAUCUAUCGAAAUUAGUUUCCACGUUCAUGACCGAUAGUCGUGUUUGUUGCGAUGAUAGCCCAAUCGCCCUCAUGCAAAUCGUUAAUUGCAACGAUUUUGUCUCCAGUGUUGGUUACUUGUCGCGACAAUUGCUGUACCCUUUGGCCCACUAAUACCGUCGUUGGAAGCAGUGUUCGCCCGCGCCUCAUGACUAAUAACUCCUCACAGGCAGAGAUUUAGCUUUGAAUAUGGGGGAAGACAGCAUCUGUUGGUGGAGUGGGGCUCGUGAAACCAUUACUCAAGCAGUUUGCAGCUCACACGAUUAAUGUUGAACUUCUGGGCAGUGUUGCGAGCUCCAGUCAUCUUAUCAUUUUAUUUUUUUUUCGCCCCCAUAUUGCAUUGUAGUCGAAGAGUGCCAUAGAUUUCUUAAGUAAUCCCUAACUAUAUGAAUCUACACAAUCUUCUUCAGGAGGGGAUGAUUUACUGGUCUUCAGACAUGGUAGCCGCUUGUGUCCAUGACUUUCUAUUCACUCCGCCAGCAAUUUUUCAGAUUUAGCUCGUAGGACCUCGUCGAUAGUUCUUUGGUAAACGGGUAAAUCCAGUUGGCCAUAGCUUUUAGCAACAGUCUGAGGCAUCUUGCAAUCCUUUUAGCCAGCCGAGAUUGACAGUAAUGUUUGAUAAGUGUCUGUGGGCAAUCCUGACUUGAUAACUCUGUUUGCAUUCGUCGUUAUCAUUAUUGCCCACUUUUGACGUGUCUGCUGACCAAACAAAAUCAGCGAGAGGUAGGCCUUUGGGUAGCAAUUCCUAAGGUUUUACGGUGCGUUGCUACACCACAGCCAAGUGAAGGGUCAUGCGUCUAGACGCAUUCAGCGUGUCGCGAAGGGAAAAUGCUUGUCGACUGCACUGCACUUAGUCUAAAAUACCUGUACGUUGUAUUUAAGAAGGCUUACUCAUCAGUAUUUGCCUGUCCGACGACAAGAGUUUAUACCGCUUUCUCGAGUAGGGCAUGCUUUGACCAAUCAGACCUUUUGAUCGUUCACGAGAUCACUACACAUCUAGGCGGACAAAGUCUUUCUGUUGCGGGGAAGGCCCCGUUUUGUUUGUCGAAACGUCUUUUUAGUAAUCCGAUGAUGUGACGCCAGCCUGCAGCUUUAUUUGUCCAGUAUGAAAAUGACGAAGAAAGAGAAUGAACAUUCCGGUUUUGUUUGAAACUAACCCUUUUUGUAUUUCAGCACGGCGAAAACACACGUGUGGGCUUUGUGGCAAGUCCUUUGUAUACAUGAGUCACCUGAAAGACCAUGUCAACGGUGUCCACGAAAGUACUUUCCCCUUUAUUGGCCGACUGUUCCUCUUUGUCGGCGAAUUCUCUUUUAAUGUAUGUUUUUGUUUUGUCGCACAACGCUUACUCAAAGCCAGCCUCUGCACCCAGCUCCGCUGCCAGUCGUCAUGACGUAGUUUUACCGCCGGUCUGGUCAACUUUUUCAAUUUUCGUAGAAUAGUCCUACCAUCUAGCUUCGUGCUUUGACUGUUUGGAACCUGGAAAUCAGUAAACGUCAAGUAAAGAUAAGUUGCACCUGUUACCAGACCUCUAAAGUUUAGAGCAGUCUUUACGCGGUCCAGAAGUAUUGAUCGCUCCAACACUUACUUAUGCCGGAAAAAUCAACUGUUUUCUCGAGAGCUUGGCGGCAUUAACACAAUGCCACCCUCCUAGAAGCGCUUUUCAAUCGAUAGUGGUUACGCUCUGUUCCCUAGAUUAAUCUUCAAUCAUCUUUCCAGCGAACGACUACACCCAUUCUCACGAGUAGAAUCGCGUUCUUCGAUUAUUUUACUGCAGCAUCAACUUGUGUGGUAAAAUUUUAAGCUUAUUAGGUAUGGCAAGGCCUCUUAUCAACUAAAGCCUGGUUGUUUUUUUUGCAGAAAUCCGAGCAUAUUCCUGUGAACUGUGUACAAAAUCCUUUAGGAAGAAGGCAGACCUGAAAAUACAUAUCGACGGCUUCCACAAACGUGCGUUUUUUUCUCGCGCUUACCUGCUUACCGUUUUUUGUUAUUUGACAAGUGCACUUUUAUGCAGUGUCUACUUUCUCCUCGAAGCCUGUUUGGGCCGCAGUGUCUAUGCAGACGACCAUGCUUCCUAAACGUAGGGCCUAGUGUCAUAUCUCUGAAGCUUGGUGCUAUUGUCUUCGAAAAGGGGGGCGCGGUCGUAUGCUCCUCAGCCAAAGUUUCUGAUACCAUUUUACGAACUUUUGAAACUUUGAAUGACAUCUUGCCGGCAGCCUGUGUUCUAAUUGAUCGGAAAGCAUGCGCGCACAAAACAUCAUUCUCAACUCUCUCUCAGGUUAUUACUGAGUCUUUAAUCUGUACGGCGGCCUUAGUACGCAGUGCAAACACAGCAGUGACUCUGACACCUGCCACUGUCCUGGUAAAAAUAGGAGAAGAGGGGCUUCGACCGCCAAAGGUAGUAAGACCCACCAACUGCCCUUCGGGGUGGGCUCAUCAUCGGCGACUUGGGCGUGCAUUUGUCUAAAGUUAAGUAGUCUUGCGCAGCAUCUACCGCACUUUCCUCAUCGACAUUUAUCUGAUGGCAAGACAACGUCAAGACGGGCUAAACUGCCCAUCUACGCGAUUGCACUCACUAUAUUGUCUCCAUUAUAUGUGCCAAGCUUCUGUAAGGGGGGGGGGGGGCUCACGAUUGUCACACUGAAUAGGAGCCAUUGCGGUCCGACUCUGACUAAUCCUGUCACUCUAACAUAAUCCCAUGUGGAGUAAUGCAUCCCGUCAAUUGGCAACCUUCAGAGCCACGACUCUUAGCUUGUUGUAACGAAAUCAAGCACGUCAGAUUUAAUAUGAUGAGGGAGGUCCUGAUUUGCCGCGAGAACGGAUUCCACUGUGCCUUUCCUUUCCCUUGCAUCAGCUGAAUGUGGACGCCUGCCAGUCUGGGGAUGACAUUUGGAUCAGUGACUGACAAAGCUAAGCAGUCCAAAAACGUGUGUCACAAACUUCACCACCUGGUCCUACUUUGUUUGCCAGGUUAUUGUAAGGGUUUUAAAGUAACGUCAACACAACAACCCUUGUGAUGUCUAUUCUGCACCAAGGGUGACAACCGCAUGUGUCGCGGGCCGCAUAAAUCGCGCAGUUCUUCGGUCCCCAAUGCUUUAAAAAUCUCAGUAACCAAUAGAAGCUAAGAGACGAUCGCUGGGACAAGAGCUUUAUUAGCCUGACGUUUCGGAUUCCUGCUCGAACCUGUAUCUGCUUUUGUCUCUGAUGAUGGGUUCGAGCAGGAAUCCGAAACGUCAGACCAAUAAAGCUCUUGUCCCAGCAAUCGUGCCUAUUUCAAUCCCAGUAACCUCCGAUCUGCAUUUCUGGCGCUAAGUCUUCGUCUGGGAAAGGGUGCGGGCAAAUACCGUUAGCAGUGACGGCUCCAGAGAGCCCAAUUGUCAAGUCAUUGCCACACUAAUAAUCAGCGUUGGUGACUCAGUCGCGACAGUUAGUGACUCAGAUAAGGACGAGCAAGCAGCCAUCGCACUAAUUGCGGCUUACUGUGAUGCAUACAGGAGCUAACAUGUGCUUGCUUUGCAACUGCGUCCAGUAAAUACUGCACUUGUUACGCGUCUACCAUCCUUGUCUGCGACUCACUCUAAUGGGGCUUUCGAGUGAGGAUCGAACCGCCGACGAUGAGAUCUCCAUCCUGUCAACUGCAUCGUAGGACUCAUAUUUUCGCGUCUGUCCCUAAUCUCGCAACCUGUGUGCUGCAUGCAUUAUGCUAGCCGACCGGCUCAUUCGGCAAAUGUUCUUCGGUCUUAGUGUGCCGUACGUACGACGAAGAGCCGUUUUCACUACUUUACGGGGGUGUUUAAUGCAAAUAUGGAUCGAACCAAAUAUUAAACGACAUAUUUGAUGCAACUGAAGUUGAUUUUUGAUGCUUUUCUGUUUCAGAACUGCGAAAGUACACCUGUGAUAUCUGCUGCAAGACCUUUAGGGAAAGGAGGACCGUGAAAACACAUAUAGACAGUGUUCACAAACGUAGGUUCACACUUCGUUUACCGGUUCACCGUUUGCGUUCUUAAACAAAUUCAGUUUUUUGUGACCUUGCGGUCCUUCACAAAGUUUGUUUUCCCCCUGUUUCUUAAUGCUACUCGUGAUGUACAAGGUUUUCGGGACAAAGGUAUGGUAUGUAGCCUCCCUGGGAAGACCGUAGUUAGCUACAAACCCAAAGCCUGCAAUGAGAACUCUCUAAUCCGUAAGCAUUUUAGGAAAACUCGGAUGUAGACGUAAAGUCAGGCCCUAAAACGCCAACCGCAGCCCCAACCCCAAGUCCGAACCAUAGCUCAGUUCUAGCAACCCUAGUAUCAAGAAUAACCCAACAUACACCAAUUCUAGCCGCUGCCCAAAGCCUAACCUUGAGCCCACAACGGGCAACUUUAAUGUCGAUAACACAAUUGAAGGUUGAAAUCCACUUCCUCCAAAAUUGCCUUUGCGAUCUACUGCCAGUCAAACCGUAAUGAAAUACGCCUAACUACGUAAAAUAAAAAGAUGGGCUUUUGGUCAACCAUCUAGGGGGUUACAUACCCUACCCCUACCGUUUCGUCCAUUGUAUGUCUCACGGAAUGUGUACACAGCAUCGGUAAUUUGCAGGUAAUUUAGUUUAUUGUGAGGCGGCCUUGCGUUACAUCUACCUCCUCCACUUACCUUGCUUUGAUGGCAAGAACAUGUCAAGAAGACUGGAGGUAGGCUCUGGAGUAGUGACUGGGAACGCUGAGCAGCCCGUCUGAGCGUGCCACGCACGGACCGCUUUUUACUACGCGUGCCGGGCCUUUGCGCGUCCGCCACGUCACGGCAAUCGCCUUGACAGAGGGCUGUCUCUCUCCCUGCCUGCAAGAACGAGCAACUGUUUUGUGACAUGCAUAGACUGGGGGAUUUGAUGGCACCAGCCGCUUUCCUUGAUGCCCUCUCCAGGCGACUUGUUUCCAACCUACUACAAGUAUCGUAUGGGAAGGGAUGGGUGGGGAAGCCUAUCGUGGGGGAGGUUUUCCGGACUGCGGCCAGUCCAUGCCUUAUUCAUUAUGAAGAACCUGAUCUGCUGCCGCUCGUAUUCUUUAUAGGAAAUAUUCUUCCGGUCCUUCAUGAUCGUUCUAGAGGUUCAUUUGGGACAGUACUUUUAGGGAGUUAAGGACUUAGACGGCCGAGGCAGAUUAUGAUAUUUUUCCUUACUGUAUGCGUUUUGGUGUGAGAUAUGUGGCAUAGACUUUGUACGAAAGGGAGACAUGACGAAUCAUGGUAGUGCUGUCCACACAAACGUUUUUUCUCCCCAAACUGACCUUUCAUUUAAACCGUCUUGCACUUACGUCCUUCAUUUUGUGCAGACUUCACGCCAUUAAUUUUUCCGAAACAUGGGUUUUUUUAAAUACAGCAUUUAACGACGCCCAAUGCAGGAUACUGCGUGCACAACACACUGUUCCCAAAACAGCUCGCGCUUAUUUUUGAGCCACCCUGUGUCCACCAUCAGCACGAGAUCACCUUUAAUCGUUCUAAACUUCACUCCUUUCAGGGCUUCGAGUGUAUUCGUGUGAGACUUGUGGCAAGGCCUUUGUGGAUAGGGGACAUCUGAGGAAUCACAUCCACGAUAUUCACAAACGUAUGAUCUUUUAUUCAUCUAUUUAUCCAUUCUGUCCUUCGAAGAUUUCACAGUUGUUGUCCGUGUGACAUUUGUGUUGUCUUCUAAAAAACAAUGCCGUGCUUCUGCAGGAGGCAACUCAAAUCAUGAAAUAAUAACUGAAAUUAUGAAAUGCGGUUUCCGUCCGAAAUAUUUGCCUAGGCGGGGUUGUCAUAUUGAUUAGCGUGCAAUAUAAUACCUAGACGUUUUAAUCACACCAGUAUGACAACAUUUUAAUGUACGUUUUAUCGCCAGCCUACAUGAAUUGCAUUCACUUGGAAUGGCUACCUAAGUACUUUGAAUUUGUUUAUUCAUUUGAAAUACCAUAUAAAUCCAGACAUAUUUUGUAAAAAGCAUCCACAUUUAGCUCGAGCUAUGUGACCUGCUGUAAGUCACAUGACCCCCGUGAAAGACAGUAUGAUUUAAAUACUUUGCAUUUGUACAUUCUAAGCUUUCAUUGCUCUUCCAGAUCCACGUAUUAAGAUACCAAACAAGCUGGCCACAAUAAAGGAUCGUAAAUUAUUGUUUUGGCAGGGUUCACAGCCUCAGAUUGCCAAAAUCGAGAGAUCCAGGAUGACAAUUUGAAAAAUAAGAAGGGAUCGUUGAGGCCUUUUUAUUUUUUUGAAAUCCACAACCCUUCUCGUCCGCCAAUUACUAAUCGCUACACCAUCACCCAUAUGGGCUCUAUUCUAAAGCUUGAAGGCCAGAGAACUCUCAUUUCCGCCCUGCGUUCAGGACAGAUCAAUUAACCCAACUCCCGCUUGACUUGGAAAGUAGAGAUCCAAAUGUAGCUCCUUGCCCAAAGCAGUCAUUUUGCAGCCAAUCUGUUUCUUCUUUCAUUUUUAAUGAUUGAAAUCAGGUUUUUGAAACAUUGACCUAUAUAACGUUAUUAAGUCGGCGUAGUUUAGCUAAGUCAUACCUAUUUCUAUCGAUUAUUCCUCAUUAGCUGUGAUUUCUCAGAACGAGGGUGGCUGGGUGAGCCGGACGGGCAGCGUAGUCUUUGCAGCGUCUAUUCGCUCGAGAGAGAGAGGGGGGGGGAGUGGAUUAGAGUGUUCGAAUUAGAGGAGCACGCUCAUUUCCACAAGCCCACAGGGAGAGGUGGGCGUGUGGGGCGAACUUGAUGACAUCUUCCUCCCAGAAGUCGCAGUUUCGCUUAUAUCGACGAUGACUUAGUAGUCCGCCGAAUUUCCUCGAAACGGAUGCUGGGGAAAGAGCUUCUUCCUCUCAACCAUACACCCCUUCAAUUCCGAUAAUUUUCCGGCGUCCAUUAACUCAGAACUCGUUUUUUAGGAGGCAGGCCUCUCCCUUUAACGCGUCCUUCCAGCCCUGUCGGCCUUCCAGUGAAAGUUUGUGUAUUGCCUUGUGCCAGUACUUACUUUUACUUGGUACGGCUGCGAUCAUGCCUGAUCUAGCCGGCCUAGAUGAUGUCCCGAACUGCACUUCCCCACGCGUGACGAUCCGCGGCAGCAGAUCUGGACAGUUCAACCCAUUCUCUUCGCCAACGACGCAGACUGAAUACCGAAGGUCCAAGAACCACCUCCAUCUCUUGACGAAUUGUCCCGAGCCAAGUUUUAAGUUGGCCCCCUCUUCGGCGCCUCCAGUGGGGUGAUGAUGCCGGAUCGAGGGUAGUAACACUGAGCUCCUGAGGAGGACGACGAAGAACAUGCCCAAACCACCUUAGUUGUCUUUCUUGGGUGGCCUGAGUUAUCCUUGCGAUAUUGUCGCAGCGAGCGCGGACUACUUCAUUUGAAACAAAGUCGGUGCACUUCACUCGACAGGUAGUCUUCAAUCAGUGGUGGUCAAAUACGUCCAGUUUUCGCUCGUCAUCCACGCGCACAGCGCAGCAUUCACAACCAUAGAGAAGGAUACACUGGAUAGACGUAUGCUACACGCAAAUCUUAGUAGCGAUGGGGAGAUCGCGUCCGAUCCGUAGGCAUUUUCUAAGGAUCGAAAAAAUCCGCUGGACAGCAUCAGUUGUAUCUCGGCACCUCAGACUCGUCGCUUCGUUGAGCGGUAGGGGAGAGUAAGCUAGUGUCUGUCACCUAGUAGGAGGUUUUCGUGCGUACUACGACAUUUGAUUGUUCUUCAGAUCGAAGUUUUGGACUUUAUGAUAAAUAAGUGAUUUUUCAUUUAUUUUUCAGAACUGCGAGAGUUUACAUGUGAAAUUUGUGACAAAUCUUUUGCUCGGAAAGGAAGCCUAACGAGUCAUGUAGAUGUCAUCCACAAACGUACGCUUGCUUCCUAACAUUUAUUCCUCUGUGAAAUUCCGCCUUUUAUCUCGUACGCAUUUGUUCGUUAACGCUUUUGCGCGCUUAUUCUUAAGUACUCCUUUUUACUAUAAUUUGCCUGCGAAGGGUUGCGCGGGUGCUUAGAGUGAAUGGCCACCCGCGCAACUUCGUCAACCAGUGCCUACGUAAACGAGGCGAGAGACAAAAUUCAACCGGCCCCAAAUUUUAGCCACCUGUCUCAUACGUGAAAAAUGGCUCGGAAGCCGCCAGCCGCCUCUUUACGCUCCUUGGAAUUAGAGUUGCACACAGACCGGAAGCAACCAUAAGGCGCCAGAUCAUGAGGCCGGAAGACCCACUGCCACGGCAGGAAACAUCUGGAGUCGUUCUCCGAGUCUGGUGCAGUUGCGGGCAAAACAACUAUGUCGGACAAACCGGAAGAGUACUCCGGACGCAGUUGGCCGAGCACGCGGUAGCAGGGCGGAGGAAUGACGCCAACUCUCAAGUCUUGGCGCGUUCGACGGGACCCAAUCACACAUUUAAGUUUGACGAAGCAUAGAUUCUUGCCGGAUGCGACAACCGCGUGAGGCGUGAACUGCCCGAGUCAUGGCUUUCUGGUCCUCAUUUAAUCAACAAGCACAACGGCCUCUUUGCUUAAUAUUCGUCGCUAAGACUUAGCCUAAGCAAAGUAGUUAGCCGCGAGGAGAACGAGACGGUAUCAAUGUCGGUGUGCCAAAUCACCCAGGAGUCCACAUGGAUGACGAAAUCCUGUAGUCAGCCCCUCGGUGGCGUGCGACGAGCGUGGGAGCCGAAAAUCUGUACAGGCAUACAGGUGCAUGGCAACAGCAUACUUCAACACCUGGCCAGUCGAGCUGUGAUGCACUCGAGAGCUGCCAACUGUGAUAGGCAUGUAGCGGUCCAGCAACUACAUCCUAUGAAUAUUGCAUCACCUGGGCAAUCCACUACCCUUAUCUUAAUCUGUCCCUGAUAAUGAGUUCGAGUGAGAAUAGGAAACGUCAGGCUAAUAAAGCACGUGUUCCAACGAUCGUGUCUCCUUCUUCGCAACCUUUUCCUGGAACUCGCCUCUUCGUUUCUAUUAGCACAAUGAUCAUAGCUGUUUUAACUAAGUAAAUUAGUUUGGAUAGAUUUUAAAUUUUCGAGGUGACUUUAAACGUUUCAUUUUGGCUUUAGUCGCUUGGAACGCCGAAAGUAAAUUGGGGAUUAGCUGAUGUCGGAGAAAUAGGGACAACCGCAACGUUUUUGUUCCAAUGUGACCGGAAUUUCGCCUAUUAGAAACAAUUUUAGGUUUUAAGUAGCUCCUUGCGUCCUAAGAAUGCUGUCGUUUCAUGUGAUGGCAAUUGUUUGCUACCGGUUGCUGGCGGAACUCUUCAUCAGUAAAGCCAAAAUUCCCGCUUAGCGGUGCUCAAUAUGGCUUUGCUCUCGCGUGGGCUUUUUGGACUUGAUCUGGUAUGCAACUUGAAAUGUCGCAAGUCCCCCCCCCCCUAUUUCUGGACGCGUCGAGUGCCACCACCAGCGAAUAAACUGUCUGGGAUUAAGAAAGCUGGUUGUUGACAAGUUUCAGACAUGGAUAGCAAAUUAAGCACUCCUGAUGAGGCACGCAAGAUUCUAAUCCCAAGUUAUCCAGAUCUGGGGUCGGAUGUGGACGAUGAAGGACGAUCAGCACGCCGCAAAUUGCCAUCCCCCAGUUUCCCUGAUCUUUGUCGGUAAUUCUUGUCGCAUAUCGUACUACCGGUCGCUGUACGAUUGUCUGCAAGGGCUCUGGAUUGUGCCGCAGGGCGUAGUAUGGCGAGCAUGUCCCCUAACCCGAUUAGUUAAUGCCCUCCCGCUACUGUUUUGUUAAUUUAAGCCCUUUGCUUUCUGUCUCAGAAUUACGAGAAUAUGCGUGCGAACUCUGUGGCAAGGCGUUUGCUGCGAGAGGACAUCUGACCAAGCACAUUGACGGUUUCCAUAAACGUACGUCUUCUGCCUUCAGUAAAUUUAUUCAUCUAUCGAUAUGUUCGCCACCGGGUUGUUCUAUGUGCUCUUAUGCAGAAAUGGUGUGUUUUUUGCUAAUUUCUCUAAGCUUGCGCGCACAUUUUUCGUGGGAGAGGAGUAAUUAUACAUCCGAUAGUGUUUUUUCGGCCGUUAAUAGCUUUUUCAGUAGUACUCGGAUGUGGGUUUUUGAAUUUUAGACAGCCGUUGCGUGAAAUAAUCUAGUAAAUCUCGAGUUAUAUGAGUUGUGGUUGAAUGUAAAAUUUGAACUCUGGGCGAACAGUGAAUCUUCACUUGGUAAAUUUGCUGUGAUGCAGUGAUCAAUUAAUCGAAGAAAAUGGUGAUGCCUAAUUGUUUCGUGGUUUGAAGCCUGAAUCGAUAACUUCAAAACCACAACUGAAUUAUAUUAGCGUUUAUCGCAUUCACAUUGUGGUUUGGUGACAGAUCUGAGGAUUCCAUACGAUAUCUGAGCAAACAUCCAGUGGAAGAGGAUUGGUAUUUUCUCUGCCGUCUUAUGAUGCCCUGGUGAGUGCCAAUGCUUUGGUGGCGCAGAGGAAAUACGCCAACAAAAGCUGUUGAACCUAUUCAGUAGUCCAACGCCCCCUGUGGCGCUCCGCAAGCGUCAUUUUUCAAUUCAUUUCGAGCCCAUCCUGCUUAUCCGUGACCCAUUCUAUAUUUCUAACUGCACUACAAAGUAGCCGUAAGCCGGUUGCGCAUCUUCUCAAACGACUAACUCGGUGGCCAGUUCGUUUCGGAGUUGCGCACUAGCCUCAGAAAAAACCAUGACGAUAAAUUAGUCAAAGUACACCGAGACAUUUCGCAACUGCUUCUAGACUAUUCGCAUGCGCUUGUAAUCCCCGGAGAUGGUAAAACGACAGGCUGCCCAUUGGCUCUGUUACUGUGUUUUGGGGCACAAAUUAGCGCGCAGAGUUGCAAAUCAGGACGUUUUGGAAAGAGAGGGUCUAAGUUUUUUUUCCAAUCAACGCGUGGCCAUUAACACCUUGCCCUAACAUCUCACUUUUCACCGACUGAAAAUCGGACUCUUAGGCUAACGAAGUUUGUUUUGGUGAAAGUUUCUCACUUAGAUUAGCGUUCUCCACCUGAGACGCAGACACAAAUUCGCAGAUGUAGUCUACGAUGGUUAUUACCACAAGGAUCCGCUUGAAUACAAGGAAGAGUCGGUCGUAACCCACAAUGUUCACCUUCUCAUGCCUGUGAUAACUUGAAAACAAAUUCCGGAUGACAUUCUUUUCUGAAUGUUACUUGGGACCUCCAAGCGUAAAUACCCACCAAGUUUUAUGGGAUGUUGAUUAAGAUAAGCCUUAUUUUGCAAUCGAGAGACCUCGUCUCCAAUCAUAAAAUUCGAAGAAGACGCGAUUUUUUACGAAGUUAAAUAUGAAAUAACUGUUGUUGUUGUUUCUUAAACGUCAUCGGAAAUCUAUAGAAAAACUUCGCUCCACUUAAGUUGCCACCACUUGUCGGGUACGACGCUCUCGUAUAUGUCUGUAGUGGGAUUGUAAGACUGAUCAUCAUGCAGCGUACUCCUAAAAUAUUUCACGCUAUGAUCCCGACCUUUCAGUGAACAUCUUUCCAGAUAUCAGCAAAAACAACACCACCCGAAAACUACCGCUUCGGCACUAUGGGUUUUUUUGUCGAAUUUGAAUAACCCUUUUUCUAAAUCUAAGCGUAUCUCAUAGAAAGCAUGCACAAAAAUAAACUUUCGUAUUAUGUAGUAAAUUACGUCAUUUUAACGUGUGUCAUCAAAAAAGGUGUCUUUUGGUGUAACAACGUUUGUGUGUAUGGGACAUUGGGAACUGCCAACUGUCUUCGACUUUCGUUCUAUCUUCCCAAUCAUUAGUGCCGGAAGAAGGUAAGGCGAUCUCUGGGGAGGAUGAUUUAAUCAUCUGACGUUUCGUACUCGUACUCGAGCACAUCAUCGGAGCCAGGCCAAAUGUGGAAUACAUGGUUUAAAUAGGCCAUUCGCGCUCGCGCCUGAUAGGUCGAUCCCGCUCUCCCCCUAUUGGCCCUCUCGUCCGCAAGUGGGGCCUGAUGACCUCGUAUGGCGCUGGUAGGUCAAUACUGCGGUUGAUCGAGCUGACGUCUGAUUGCCAGGCUUCGAUUACUUCUCUCGCCAGCUUGUUUUCGGCUCGGUCGAGCACUUGGGCACCGUGAAAAUCGAACACGUUAUUAUUUUCUAGACUGCGCAUGGCGACGUGCGAGCGUACACCCUUUCGCUUUAUGGCUAAGGCGUACUCAUGCACGCGCGUGCGCAGUCGUUUGUCCGUCAUGCCGCAGUAGUUGGCCAGACAGUCUAGACAUUCGACGUCGUAAAUGACGCCUGACGUGUCUGCAGGUAGUAGCGGCGGUUGGUGGUCUCCGGUCGGUGUCCAACGCCCACGCUUAGUGGCCUUAGCAUGCGCUUAGUGCCUUCGGAGACGUUUCUCACGUAAGGCAGAACGCAGAACAUUUUAGGUCUUUGUGUGUUCUCAGGGUCGGCGCUCGUAUGUCUUUGGUAUAAGCAUUUGUUUACAAAACUGUGCGGAUAUCCAUUGGCAAGGAAGAGGUGCCAUAGGAUUUCACGCUCCCGCAGCUUCUCGGCUUCUGUGCUACAGCGUGUGCUGAUGCGACGAAAGUGUCCGGGCGCAGCUGCGUUUAUGCGACAGGGGAUGGUUGCUGUUGUAGUGAAGAAUUUUCUCCGUGUCUGUCGCUUUUCGAAAGACCCCAGUCUGGAGGGUUCCGUCUUUUUUUCUCGUUACCUGAACGUCGAGGAAAGGAAGCACUCCGUCUAUUUCUUCCUUCAUGGGCCUUGAUGGGACCCCGACGGGUCUUUAAUAAAAAAUUAUUAUUAUUAAUUGAAUUUGUGGGAAAACCGAGUUAAAUUUUCCUCUAAAGUUGUCUUUCGCGUCUCGAUGUAGGAUGACAAAGGUAUCGUCUACGUAGCGCAUCCAGAACUUCGGCUUGUAGGACUGAAAGACUCGAGCUUCCAGUUCCUGCAUGACCGCCUCAGCCAAUUAGCCGGAAAUCGGGGGUUCCCUGGAUUUGCUCGUAAAUUUGACCAUUAAAAGUGAAGUACGUGCGCAGGCAAUAGUCCAAUAGUUCCACCACGUGCUUCCUCUUAAACGGUUUCCCCUCUUUGUCGUGCUUUCUCUCCAGUAGGUCAUUGAUGACUUUCAUAGCAAAUUCUUUUGGAAUGGAGGUGAAUAGAGAGACGACAUCAAGGGAUACCAUUACCUCGUCGGGGGCUAUUAUAACUCCUUUGAGUGUUUCCAGGAAGUGUAUUGAAGAUACGGCUGUGUGUUCUGGGCUGUAAGUGUGUGUGACUGUCCUCAGAGUGUCGGGACGGCGUGCGAUCACCGCCUGGAGUCGGCCAGGGCAGACAUACUGCUUGUGUCAGCGUCUUCUGACAACAGAGUGCCGGGUUCGCUAGUCAAAUGGCCACUGCUUCGGUUGUGGCUAGCAUCCGUUUGCACAGGCCUUUAGAGUACAGUAGAUGUGCUAACUCAUGAAAUGUCAACCAAGAUUUCGAAAUGCGUUCUCGUUUCGAAAAGAUAAAUUAAGUAGUGUUGUAAAACUAAUCAUGAUGCAGCAUAAAUCGAUAAUGAUCCAGUUACCUCAGGGUGUCGGCUUUCGAAAGAACUUAUUUUCGGCUGCAUGCAAGAUCUAUACUCUGCAAAAAAUGACUACUUAAUUAGAAUGCAUUUUCUCAUUGAUUUUCGAUGCCCUUGAAAAUUCAAUCGUAUUUCUUGGAAAACAUGCACAAAAAUAUUCAUUCUUUUACUUGUUCGGUAGAAAAUCACGUCUUCUUCCAAUUUCAUACUCAAAAUAAGAGUAUAAUUCGGUUUUAAAAAAGUUUCUAAUUGUGAGAUUUUUUAAUACGGUUAAGUGUCCGUUCAUAAAACGUCAUGUAUCUGCAUUUACAAAUGCGGCUUGUGAAGUUAACAAUAUAACAUUCAUUUCUCUACGGUGUAAAGAGGAGACCAUAUAAAGUUCAUAAAAUUAAGCAGUGGAUUGGAGCAAUAUUGUUAACUUUACAAGCCACAUUCGUAAAUGCAGAAACAUGACGUUUCAUGAACGGCCAUUUAGCGGUAUUAAAAAAUUUCACAAUUAGAAACUUUUUUAAAACCGAAUUAUACUCUUCUUUUGAGUAUGAAUUUGAAAGAAGCCGUGAUUUUCUACUGAACAAGUAAAAGAAUGAAUAUUUUUGUGCAUGUUUUCCAAGAAAUACGAUUGAAUUUUCAAGGGCAUCGAAAAUCAAUGAGAAAAUUUCAUGCUACAUAAUUAGUCAUUUUUUGCAGAGUAUAGAUCUUGCAUGCAGCCGAAAAUAAGUUCUUUCGAAAGCCGACACCCUGAGGUAACUGGAUCAUUAUCGAUUUAUGCUGCAUCAUGAUUAGUUUUACAACACUACUUAAUUUAUCCUUUCGAAACGAGAACGCAUUUCGAAAUUUUGGUUGACAUUUCAUGAGUUAGCACAUCUACUGUAGUAUGCAGGAGCCCGGUAGAUGACUUUAAAGGCUUCUUUGGCGUCGGCUUGGUGCUUCGUAUCGAUUAUAUGUGUGAGAAUUGAAAUCGAAAUCGAUCGAUGUUCACCUCUACCUAGCCAGGCAGGCAUGUGUUCACCUAUUCUCUUUUCCAGACGCCUCGUUGUACGGCCAAUAUAUCCCCCUCCACAGGAGCAGGUGAAUGUAGUAGGGGGAAUUUGCGAAGAAUACGCGCAAGUUCGCCGCGGGGAAGGCACUCGCGAGAGCUGUCCUGAGACGUCUCACUAAUUCGCUUGCUGCGUCUCCUAGAAAGUUAGUCUUAGAACUAAGUCUUUCUUCUCUGCAGUUGCAACGGCAGGUUUUGUGGCACGCUCUCUAAUAUUCCGGAGGAUGAAUCGCUCUGGAUAGCCGUUUUCGUGGAGCAUGCUUUGCAGCUGCUGGAGUUCUGCUUCAACAGUUUCAGGAGAGCAGAUGCGUCGCACUCUAGCCGCCAGUCCCUGGACUAAAUUUAGUUUUAGAUUUAGGGGAACAAAAUUGAAAAUUAAUGUAUUGUCCCGUCCAAGUUUUCUUUCUGAAUAUCUUUCUUGGAUGAAUCCAUCCUCUUGUUUGUGUAGAAGGACAUCGAGGAACACGAUCUCGUUAUUCGCCUCGGUCUCUGUGGUAAACAUCAGAUAGGGGUGCGCCCCGUUAAACUUCUGAACUAGGCCAUUGAUGUCGGUGGUAUGGCUCGUCAGGCAAAAGAUCUCCUCCACAUAUCGAACGUAGAAUUUAAGGUCAUUAAUGGGAUCUUAGAUACUCGUUUGCUCGACUUUGCCCAUGAAGACAUUUGUGAGAAACGAUCCAAGCGGUGAACCCACUGCCACACCGUCUAUUUGCCUGUAUAGCUGGCCGUUGCAGAGCAACUGGACAUUCUGUGUGCAUCGCGCAAGUAGUCCUUUUAGGGUCUUCACUGCCAUGCCUAUCGGGUAAUUUGUUUCCCUGAUGAAGUCGUCCAGGAAGUCUGUUGUCUCCACUACGGGUGCGUUGGUGAACAGUGAUGUUACGUCUAACGAGAGCAUCGUUUGUCCGUCCACGUUAACGUUCUUGAUAGCCUCGACAAACUCAAAGGUGUCCUCCAAACUUCGCGGAUACAGACAACUUUGAAGACGCAUUUAUAUCCUGCCUACAAUUAGAAUGAUCAUUAUCCAUGUAAAUGUAUCGGCCAGAUGAUGCGUUACUGAAAACAUAUGUCCUUGAAAUGUCGACGAAUACUUGACGGUUUUCACUUUCCCCAAUUGACUGCUCACAAAUAUAGGUUCUAUGCUAUAUGUUCAUCAGAGCCUUUAAGGUAAGAUAUUUCUCGAAAGUUUUUACGGAAAUAAUGGGUUCUGGGACAUUCUUUUUAUGUAGCUGACCGUCUGGUCAUAUCUGUAGACGCCACCAACCAGCAAACCUCAUCGCCGAGAAAAAUCAACCUCCACAAUGAGAUUCAGCAAUGAUAGUGCCCUGAAUUAGGUCACAUACUGCAUAUCCUAUUCAGCAUACGAACGUACUUUAGUAAGCCUUUUUCCCUUGAUGGUUUGAUGUUUUUCCACUGUUUGCUGACUUAAGCCGGGAUUGGCAAAUUUAACCGGAGCCUGUUUUACGAAAACAUAACUUCAUUUACAAUCGUAGACCUACGUUCUGUUAUUCCCUUUUAUCAGAACUGCGAAAAUACGCCUGCGAGCUUUGCGGGAAGGCCUUUGCGCAAAACUGUCAACUAAAGAGGCACAUUGACAGCGUCCACAAAGGUACAGCUUCUCUGUCCCGCCAGCCUACUGUUUUUGUCUCUAAAAAAACUCCAUUUCCUUCUGUUGUGUUUCAUGUCUUAUGUGUUUCCCUUGAAAAACUACCGUGUCCAAAAAUAUUGAUCUCCAAUUGGGAAAAGCGUUGUUCCAACUUUUUUUGCAAAAUUUGCAUUAAAGAUUCCUGAAAAGACAUGCUUUGGCAAUAAAGUCGACUCCGAUCACUUCUGUUUUAGAAAUUCGAAGGUACACAUGCGAGAUCUGUGGCAGAGCCUUUAAAGAAAAUGGAACCAUGAAAAAGCACAUUGAUAUUGUCCAUAAAGGUAGGUUUGCUUUUAUCUCAAGGGUUUGCCGCUUCUGUUUUCUUUCGUGUGUGCAGUUGAAGGUCAUCUGGUGAUAUGUUCAAUCGUGAAGCAGACACGAUCGCUGCUACUAGGGAUUUAUUUGCCUGUCGUUUCGGAUUCCUGCUCGAAAUCAUCAUCAGAAACAGUAGCAGGUACGGGUGGUUCAUGCACAAGGGGCUGCAGUAUUUACAGGAUACAUUCGCCCUGCUACCGCAUACCUAUGAACAUUUACGCCUCCCCCCCCCUUCAUCAGGGAUCGUUGCACUUGCUGUGAUAGCCGACAUUCGCGUCGUUAAUUGCUGCAAUUUCAUCACGUGCAUUGGAUGUUGAUGCCAUGAUUGCUCGACCACCUGACCCACUAACCUCGGCGUUGGGAGCAGUGUUCGUCCCUACGCACCCCGCUUGGGUAAUUACUCCACCUCGGCGAGGUCUCAGCACCCAGUGUGUUGGGCCUUUUGAUUUUAGCGGGCUCGGUACAAAAAUUGAUAUGAAUAUAUGACCUGAACUCAAUCAGCUAUUGCGAAGUAAGCGCGUAAAUUCGCAACCUCCCAGUAGGCAGUUAACAGUAUACAGAUGUUGCCUAAUCCACCACAGGCAUCAGGCCAGGCACGUGUUUCGACGAUUUUGUCUCUGCCACGGGUGAUUCGACUCAUCAGCAAAUUCCCUAGCGGUUCCAAUGUUUAGCUUUCGGGCAGAUGCUCCAUUUUUGACAUUUCAGACUUUUAAAUCUCGUCGGAAAUUAAUAUGCUGGCAUGGGGUAAAUCUUCCAGGGCAAACUUCUACAUGCUGGCUCCGAAAGUUGAUAUGAAUAUUUGUGUCGAAAUCCACCAGACUUAGCAAAAUAUGUGCCGCCAAAAGGCCGUCAACAGUAUACAGGUGUUGAUUUAUUUAGUGUACAUCGGACCACAUGUCUGACCGUUUGGCUGGUACACCUGCGGACAGUAUUGUGAACCAUUUCACCGGCCAUAUAUUCAGUCAGACGGAAGAAAACGUUGAUUGGGCUUUCCGGCAGGUUUGUUGUUUCUAACCUGUAUACAUUGUGUAGCCGUCUUUUCGAUAUAACCGAGAAUCUUUGUUGAAGAAAUACCGAUCAUAGUCAGUUUGUACCGACCAGACGUCUUUACUGUUACCGACUGAGUGAUGCAGGCUUGCGCACAUGCUCCAGUCAACGUUGGCCUCAUAGCCACCUCAGUUUUAUCGGUCAACUCUCAAAUAGCGAAGAAAACUCUUCAACGUCCGAUAAGUGCGCGUCUGAAGGAUGCAUGAUUGUUCGUUCAUUGGGCGACCAUGCCGAGUUGCAACAUUGUUCAAGCUCUAGAAACGAUAAUUUUGGAUUUACUAUCAAUACUUGAAGAACCGUCCUUGUGUGUGUCAACCUUCAGCAGCUAGCAAAGGCCUGGAACCCACAGUCGCUGUCGACUGCCGUUGUCUGACCGUUAAUCAGAAGUUGACCAUUUUAGGGGAAAGUUCAUCUCCCGGAAAGGUAGCAGUUGAUGCCAAAAUCGCAGGCCGAAUUUUCAGUGAUGUUUGUGGGAUGCAGUGAGGAUGCACCACACUUCCGUCCCACUAUAAACUAAUUCAUGCGCGUCACCGUUGCUGCACGGACAGCCAACAAAUUUCCGUUAGAAGUCCACGCCUCUAACCAAUUGGCCACGAGCCUGUUGCCCUAUCGGUUUUCAAUCGGGAAUAUACAAUGGUAGGGGGCGCUCACCGAUCUUUCUUACGGAACUCACUCGUUUCGUUGUGCCUUACGGGCUCUCUCUCUCUCGAGUCCAACCAGCAGCCGCACAGCGGCGCAUGAUAUAGGCAGUAUGUCAUUACCGACAAAGUCAAGGGAAACUGGAAUGGCCAUUUCUGGCUUAUUAGCCGUCUUCAGCUAGCCAUACCCAACCCCAAAGUGUGAAACACCCGAGGCUCGAACUCGCGACCUGUUAGCUAGAAGUCCACGCCUCUAACCACUGGGCCACGAGCCCGUUGCCCUGUCGGUUUUCGAUCGGUUUCCGUCUCAAGACGGACUCUUGCCAGAAAGUGGCAUAACCGCCUAAUCUGUCAGGAGGCCGCUCGUGCAGUUGGCUUUUUGAAAGGCGAGCUUCUUUUAGCUCGCGCUUCUUACUACAUCUACAUUGAGAGUACCUGCUGCUCAUUAAAAGCCCAGUCUUUGUCUGCAUGUCCGGAGCCUGCCUGGUGCACUUGUAAUCUUUCACUUGCAACUUGCCGCGCAGAUAUUUGACAUCGCUGUUGGAUAAUUGAAACGGAAUCUUAAAAAAGAGGAUUGAAAGAUUAACUCCAAGUUCGCGCAUUAAUUUCCUCGGAAAUUAAACAAGGCAAGUUGAAACUGGAGUUCAUAUACCAGAAAACACACGGGGAAAGCUGGGGGGACCCACCGACGAGCCGAACCCCUCGCAGCUGCGUCAGGCAGCGGCAUAAGAUCGGCGAAACAGGCGUGUCUGGGCUUUUAGCUAAUACCUGUGUUGUUAGUACGGUAAAUCAUUGCACAGUUCUAUACUACCGGCUGUCUGUAGGCGGUUUGUGAAUAUUAAGCGGUUAUUCCACAGUAGCUGCUGGAUUUCAGCUCAAAUAUUCAUAUCAAACUUUGGACCGUGCCUUAAAAGGCCCGUUUCGAAAGAUUUACUCCAAGUUCGCCCAUUAAUUUCCUCGGAAAUUAAACAAGUCAAGAUUGAAUUUUCACUAUCCAUGCGUCCCAUUAACGGGUUGUAAUCAUGCUUUCACGACUGAGGCCUCAUAAAUUACUGAUUUAUUGCCUUUUGUACCGUGAACACCUUAGAUGUCAUGGACUUGAUGCAUUGGUUGCUUUACCGUAUGCGGGUAAAAUUCCCAGCAGUCGCUGCUGUAAUUUCUGAGAAUUUGUGAAAUUCCCCUUGUUUUGACAUAAGUAAAUACUCGAUUCUGUUUCACUAUCUUGGAAUGUCAUUUUGCGCUUGUAACAUCCUCCUCAAUCGAUCGAUCUAUUUUUCUCUUUAUUUUAGAACUCCGAGAGUACUCGUGUGGGUUUUGUGGCAAAGCCUUUUCCCGGAAUUUCUGCCUGAAAACACAUAUCGACUUGGUUCACAAAGGUAUGCCUGUCACUUUUCUGUCCUCUAGUCUGCCCCAUCAGCUCUCACUGUUUCGCGGGUUGGGCGGAAAAAAGGGGGAGGGCAGUAGCCAGACCAUAUAGAAAUGCGAUUGGGGUGGGCGGUAGGAAUGUGUCCAGGCAUGUGCGUGAGGUUUAUGAAUUGUCAAAGGACAUGUCCGCGUGAUAGAUCAGUUAACAACUGCAGUCUAUCCGCCCCACUAAGUUAAAGUACAGAAGAGGGUGUGGAAGAGAAGAAGAUAAUGGUAGAGGGCGCCCACCGAUCGUUCUUACGGAAAUCACUGGUUCCGCUGUGUCUUACUGGCUCUCUCUCAAGCCCAGCCAGCAGCCGCACAGCGGCGCAUGAUAUAGACAGAAGGGCAUUACCGACAAAGACAAGGGAGACUGGAAGAUAGUUAACACCAAGCCUCUUUUCUAGAAGGGUUUUGCCGUUCUCCACUCUGAACCGUCGUCUCAGAAGCGGGCCCCUACAUUCAGGUCUUUAGCGAACUUCAAACGGUUCCCUCGGCAGAUAGGUGCACUGUCUCCUGUGUUUCGUGGGUGUUUUUGGUGUCCGACGGUUUCCGACUGCUCGCCUAUAAACUUUACGUUUACCUUACCACCAUGCAUCUUUCUUGCCGUUACCAAAUGUAGAGGAGCUUCUAGUGCGCGCAGUAUGCCUAAAUUAGCCAUUCUUUAAUCACAGUUGCAGUCUGUGGCCAGUGACGAGCGCCUCUCGUGGGAGAAACUGUUGUAAACUGUGCAUUCAACGCGAAAUAUUCGGAACUAGAUACGGGAAUUGUGUGCUGCCUCUACGGCCAUUUUUCUGUUGACAGACUGCUGUUGAAUAGUUGGGGGCGGGCAGAAUGUUGAUUGGCGGCUGCUAUUGGGCGCAAAAUGGUCCCCAAGUGUUCUUAGUCCCCGGCAGGUUCAAUCUAAGAGCGGCAGCCGCUUCUGAGAUUUCUGAUAACUCGUGAAAUUCCCCUUGUUUUGACAUACGUAAAUACUGGAAAAACCGAGCGAUCAACCGCGUUUUGAAGGGAUUUUUUUCUGAUAGCUGUCGCACUAUAUCGAUCUGAUUUGCCCGUCCGUUGUGAAGGCCAGCGUAUGCGGCUUUCAGGGCAUCAGCCAGAGAAUCUCGUGAUCUUAUGCUCAUAGCUAACGAUUAUUACUAAGCCGCCGGCGCCCUCGAAGCAUUUAUGGCCUCGGCAAUUUAUCGCGCAAGCUAUCCUUCAUACUUUCUGAGAGAGAGAGAGAGAGAGAGAGAGAGAGAGAGAGAGAGAGAGAGAGAGAUAGCGAUUAAAGGGGGGUGUGAAUUCUGUGGAAAAUACUGGCGGCUUUCAGUGCUUUUAUUCUGGCGACGAUUCCUCAGGAAAUCACCGAGCCUCUCCUAUCUUUUUCCAUGUUUCUAAUCCACUCUUUGCUUCCUUCGCCUGUGCAAAAUAUCCACGUUCUUUUGAGAAAACAUUGCCGACAGAGAUUAGGUGCAUCAGUGGCCGUUGCUGGUCUACUGCGAACCAUCAACCAGAGAUGCUCCAUCCGCUAGUCUCGGUCCAACCGAAUCCAGUGGGUUCAGGUUAAACGUCCACUCCACUAUUGGGUUUGCUGGUUCGCAUAAAUUAUCAUAGUAAGGGGUGAAAUCGCUCGUCCUGCAGCUUCUGGUGGUCUCUUGACACUUCACGCAGCAUUUUGCCCUUGGGAGAUAUUUACAGCACACGUGGGAACCCUGCCGACGGCCACAAACGCGAAUGCACGAGCAUAAGUUGGCCGUUGGGUUAGACCCAAAAUCGGAAGUAGCAACCCAUGCUGCGCAAAUGUGACCCAUCUUCAUCUUUGAGGCUGUUCAGAUUGUGGGCCGGGACGAUGAUCAUACGGCAAGGCAGGUUCAAGAAGCCUGGAUGUCCACCGACUGCUCUGGCAACCGCCACAUCAAUUUGCCUCUCCCUAUCUGCACAUUUACCUGACUUUAUAAAUUUAUUUUAGACUCCGCGGAAGACUGACUGUUGUUACGCCUUGCUGGUGGCCAACUCUGCCCGUAUUUACGUUCACGUACAGUGUUUUCUGACGCAUUUAUGGUUUUGUAUUCUCAAGAAAUGUUCUUUGUUGUUUUAUUUUUUACCAAGACAAUCUGGUUGAAGACGAUUAAAGCCACUUACUUCUACCUUUUUUUAUUUCUGCUGUUGUUGUAGCUGGGUUACAAUUUAAACAAGUGCUAAAGCACUGCGCAUGUGGGAAUUUUUAGUCACGAAAGUUAAUGCAUGCCAGCUUACAAAUACUGGCUGGAGAUGAGCGAAACCUUGAGAUGUUCUACUACCAUUUUCCGAGUGAAUUUCACCGACUUCGUCUCAAGUGGGAUAGUCCGCACUCGCUUCGAUAACAUCGCUAAAAUAUCUGAUUUUGGUAAGGAUCGGGUGAAGACCUUCAAGCAUCUGUGGCAUACAAAGAAUACCUUCUAUAUUUAUUUAAGUGGGUUUUAAUCGGACACAAUUAUUUCGGUUUGGUGUUUCAUCGUACAAGGUUGGGUCGUCUGUCGUAAACGGUCUGAUGCAUUAUCUACAAUAAGCUCAACUCAGAGAUUUCAGAAGCGGUCGUUGUAUGUACCUAGUGUUUUUUUUCAAUUGUCCUGUUUAAUUUCGGUUGCUAUAUGUCAAUGUAUCAAAACUUUUCCACCCGUAAAACGAAUUUACCAACUAUCUAUACUUAUUUUGCCAAUCCUCUAUGCAUGUAUAGGGCCCGCCAGUAAAACCCGUAUCACCACCUUUCUCGUAAGACAGGCGCCCUUGGCUGGUCAUGCGUCUUGGGUCCUUCACCUGAUCGCUGCCCUGAUUUUCAUCUAGGAAGGACGACUGACGUGAUUUGGGUAUGUUCUUCGUCACCCAUCUGAUGAGCUCAUCGUUGUUGUCCUCGAUCCUGUGCUGUUGGCCACCUGGAGACCCUGAGGAGGAUGUCAACUCGGGGCCUGGAUCAAAAGAGUUCGUCAAGACACGGCAGUGGCCUUUGGACCUCCUGUGUGCGGUCUCCGUCUCUGGAUGAGAGGAUGGGUACUUACUUGUACUUGAUACGGCUGCGAUCAUGCCUGAUCUAGCCGACCUUGAUGAUGUCCCGAACUGUACCUAUCCACGCGUGACGAUCCGCGGCAGCAGAUCUGGACAGCUCAACCCAUUCCCUUAGCCAACGACGGAGACCGAAUACCGAAGGUCCAAGAACCACUUCCAUGUCUUGACGAACUGUGUCGAGCCAGGUUUUGAACUGACUCCCUCUUCGACGCCUCCAAUGGGGUAACGGUGCCGGAUCGAGGGCAGUAACACUGAGCUCCUGAGGUGGACGACGAAGAACAUGCCCGAACCACCUCAGUCGUCAUUCUUGGAUGGCCUGAGUUAUCCUUGCGAUGUCGCAGCGAGCGCGAACUGUCUCAUUUGAGACGAAGUCUGUGACCUUCACUUGAAGGAUGGUCCUCAAGCAGUGGUGGUCAAAUACCUCCCAUUUUCGCACGUCCUCCACGCGCAAAGCCCAGCAUUCACAACCGUAAACAAGGUCAGACCGGACAGAUGCCUGGUACACGGGAAUCUUAGUGGCGGUGGAGAGGUCAUGUCGGAUCCAUAGGCAUUUUCGAAGGCUUGAGAAAACCCAGCGGGCAGCAUCGAUUCGGGAGUUAAUGUCGUCCUUACUCGGUCUAUUGGGCAGCAGCCUCGCCCUGAGGUAUUUAAACUGUCUACUUCAAGUUAACAGCCAUCAAUCCUGGGGGGUGUCUUCUCCUGGUCAGGGAUGCAGCUUGAAAACGCCCUAGUCUUCUCAGCGUUUAUGGAUAAACCGACUGAUUUAGAGGAUGGGUAGAGUUCUCCAGAUCCGCCGCUGCAGAUCGUCUCGCAUGGAGAGCUGCAAUUUGCGAUAUCGAUGUCGGUUAGAUCAGCUAUGAUCACAAUUAGGAAUGUAUGUCGGUCUUUAAGUGAAGCCGCAGCAAAAUUUGGACGAUAUUCACCCGGUACAGCGGAUUCGGGUAAGAGAUGUUUGCGGGCGAUACGAGUUAGUUAAGGGGCGUGAUUGGCCGUUGGGGGCGUAUGAGGGUCAACUCUAUCAGCCAUUUGGAGGCAUUUGUUUGCGGUCCCCGAUUGGUGAGAACUGCCGGAUGGUAGUGGCUUAUACCAACGGUGUGGAGGAGUGCGCUUAAAGCUAAGGUCGAAGUACAUCUGCUGCAGUUAGGCCAUCGCGUAAUAUUCGCAAGCUGUCAACAGGCGGCAGUAUGCAAUUAUUUCAUGGUUCACUCUACUAACAGCACAGUUAUUAUAUAAAGGUCGAAGCACAUGGUUCGCUGAUCCUCCGCCGGUGCCGCUUGGCUCAUUACCGGGUCCCGUCAACGUUUUCCAUUUGCAGCUUUCUGGCAGAUGCUCCAUUUCUAGAAAUCUCGGUAGGACUAAAUUAUAUGGCCCCUUAAACCGGACAUGAGAACAGAAGCCGCCUACAAUACGGGUGGUUUGGAGCCAACUUUCAGUGUAAUUAGGGCUAGAUUUGAGGCUUGACUCAGACUUUAGGGUUAGGGUAGGAUUAGGGCAACGGUUUGGUCUCCUUAUGUUAGGGUUAUGGUUGAGAUCAAGACGCAGGAGUAUUUCGCCCUUUCCGGCCUUAUGCGCAGGUCCAACUUUAUCACCUGGGCGGGACACACCUAUUCUCAUGUCCUGUUUAGAGGCCACGUAAGUCAGCCCCACCGAAAUGUCGUCUAAUCUCACCGGAGAUUCGUGUGCCAACAUGAAGUUCAUCUUUCGGGAGAAGGCCUUCCAGGCUCAGUCCGAAGGUUGUGAUGACUACUGAGCCGAAAUCUACCAGCCUAGCCGGAAUAUGCGUGUUAGAUUCACAAGCUACCAGUGAGCAAUUAGCAGUAGACAAAUGUUACAUGAAUUGCCGUUCUGACGUCACGGGUGUUCCGCAGGGUCCACUGGGCAAUUCCGCGGUAGGAUUUUGCUGUGAUAGGCGGAAAGUGUGCCUUGGAUGGCCACUGGUCGUCAUCAUAAUAUUGCCUUUGGUGUGCACGACUGACUGACAGGGGUUGCCUAGUUCGAAACACCCGGUUACAACCCUAUCUGAAAAGUCCCGCCGUUUCGCCCGUAUUCGAAUGUCGUGUAUUUUGAACACGAUUGUGGCCAGCUCUUGCAUGCCGCUGUCAAGCGGGAACACGCAAACUGUCUCUGGAGGCCGUCGAACGUCCUGCAGACGCUGGUAUGGGCCGACACGUCCAUUAACGAAUCUAGUUGGUGGUUUUGGGAGUUAAUUUGUUAAUCGUGGUGGCCAACCUCUCAACUUGAGACAGUGAUAAUGAGUGGCGUUCCGAUCCUGACCACCAAAUCAGACGAACAAGGGGGCGUUGCCUUAGGAAGUUCAUUGCGGACACUAUUCGGAAGGUGUUGCCCACCUCUACGGGGUUCAGCGUAGACUCAAUACACGAUAGUUGCGGUUGAUGUGGCAGGGUUCGACCUUUCCUCCUUUGGUUUCCGUCAGUAUGGUUGCCUUAGGCAGAUGAAUCUAGGGCAAAGGGCUGUAGCAGCCGAGCUGCGUAAUGGGCGAGGGGGUCAGCUGGCGGGAAAGUUUGAUCGGCAGUCCGAGUACGCAUUUAUGUCGUGCCACUCACCAUUCUCCAUCAUUCGCGCAUCAUCUGAAACGAAGCCGGAUCGGAAUUGGCUAUUACGGUAGCAGUGUGAGACAGGCCCUGGCGUACCCAAUUACUAACGGGGGCAAUUUACUGAAGCGUAAAUCCUUAAGUAAAGUGUUCAGGAAGACGACAACUGCGACGCAAGUACUGAGUUCCGACAGCAACCACCUGAUCGGCCGCAAACGCGGUUGCAUAAGGGCGCUAGAUCGGCGUGUUUGGACUGCGGUGCGCCAGAAUACAAGUUCGCCGAAUUCAAAUACCUUCAAUGGCCGCUGAGGGCGAAUGGUUGAGAAAAGUGAAGUGCUCACCAGAUCAGGGGAAUUGUGUUGCUGGUGUUUCGGAGAGUUUGGCCGGCUCUUCAUUAUCAAAGCGCUUAGCGCAAAAAUCGACCAGAAUUUUGAAUAGACGGCCGAAUUGGUUAGUCUUUAGCUAGUCGAUUUUUUCUUCUUUCGCUCUCUCGGCCUUCUGGUGGUUGUUUGCGAAUGUUGGUGGCCUCCCGUGUUUGUCUCCUUACCUCAAUUGGUGUUAGUUACGUUGGUGUCCCCCGUUUGUGUGAAUUAGUCGACGGGCCGUGUUUGUUCGGUAUUCCUGGGCUCCGUGUGACCGUCUUGUCCUGAACACGGCGUGCGCAGUGAAGUAGGACUUUAUAGGCUGCAGGAAGGUCUAGCUGCCUGUUGGUAGAGUUGGCAUCUGAGUACCAAGCCUCAAGUGUACGACGCUCUGUCUUUGAGGUGCUCCGGCCUAAGACGGUUGCUCCUUGAAAGUCAAAACUGUGGCCAGUUUCUCCGGUGUGAGUCACAAGCUGUGAGUUUGGGUCUAGUCUCCGAGUUGCCUGUUUGUGCUCAUAUAGGCGGGUCUACAAUUUCCGUCCGGUUUCCCCAACGAAGUUUCAAUCUCCACCGUUACAACAUAUUUGCUAGACAACUGCUGAGGUUUCAGUGGGUGGCAGUAUGUCUUUGGGUUGCAUCAAACGGCGACGAAUUUUUGCCUGGGGUCGAUGGGCGAUGCCUACCCUGGCGGGUUGUAACAAACGUGAAACUGCCGUUGAUGUAAGGAAUAGCCCUCCAGACUUCGUAUUGUUCUUCUUCUGAUCGUCUUCUCCUUACCCGGCGCUUGCUUUGCUUGAUAAAGUUUCUUAAUCAUCCAUUGGCCCGAAAGAGAUCAUGAAGUUAUUGUCGUUCAACUCUUUUGUCGUCUGGUGUGCUGCAAUGUGUUUCAACUUUUCGAAAAACAGUAUGGACACAGCUGUGUUUGUGGAGAGGGGUGAUUUCUGUCGAAGUGUAGUAUUUGUCUUGUGUUGGUGGCUUUUCUGGAAACGGUAGUUUGCAACUGCCCAGUCGCACACCGACGCAUAAAGCCAUCGAGUAAGGGAAGUUGGCUGUUUGUUUCAGCUUUCAUCGUGAAUUGAAUAUUCGGGUCAACUGAGUUCAGGCAUUCUUUAAGGUGCUCCACGUCAGAUGAUUUGACAAUGGCGAAAGUGUUAUCGACGUAACGAGCCCAGAACUUUGGUUAAUACUUGGUGAACAACUGCAGUCUAUCCGUCCCACUAAGUUAAAGUACAGAAGAGGGUGUGGAACUCACUCGUUCCGUUGUGCCUUACGGGCUCUCUCUCUCUCGAGCCCAAGCAGCAGCCGCACAGCGGCGCAUGAUAUAGGCAGAAUGGCAUUACCGACAAAGACAAAGGAGACUAGAAGAUAGUUAACACCAAGCCUCUUUCCUAGACGGGUUUUGCCGUCCUCCACUCUGAACCCUUGACUUAACAGCGGGCCCCUCCCUUCAGGUCUUUCGCGAACUUCAAACGGUUCUCUCGGCAGAUCGAUGCACUGUCUCCGGAUUUUCAUGGGUAUUUUUGGUGUCCGAAGGUCUCCGACUGCUCGUCUAUAGAAGUUACGUUCACCUUACCAUCAUACAUCUUAUUUGCCGUUACCAAAUGUAGGCGAGCUUCACAUGCGCGCAGUAUAUCUAAAUCAACCAUUCUUUAGUCACAGUUGCAGACUGUGGCCGGUAACGAGCGCCUUCUGUGGGAGAAACUGUUGUAGACUGCGCCAUCAACGUGAAAUAUUCGGUACUAUAUACCGGAAUUAGAUGCUGCCUCUACGAUCACUUUUCUGUUGACAGACUGCUGUUGAAUUGUUCGGGGCUGGCAGAAUGUUGAUUGGCGGUUGCUGUUGGGCGCAAAAUGGUCCCCAAGUGUUAUUGGUCCCCGGCAAGUUCAACCUAAGAACAGCAGUCGCUGCUGAGAUUUCUAUGAAACUGUGAAAUUCCCCUUGAUUCGACAUAAGUAAAUCCUCGAUAAACCGAGCGGUCAACCGCGUUUUGAAGUGAAUUCUUUCCUCAGACGGUAAUCUCGGAUAGCUGUCACUCUAUAUCGAUCUGAUAUGCCCGUCCGUUGUGAAGGACAGCGUCUACUGCUUUCAGGGCAUCAGCCAGAGAAUCUCGUGAUCUUAUGCUCAUAGCUAACGAUUAUUGCUAAGCCGCCGGCGCACCCGAAGCAUUUAUGACCUCGGCAAUUCAUCGCGCAAGAUAUCUCCCAUACUCAGAGAGAGGGAGAGAGAGAGAUAUUAAGGGAGGGGGGGAAAAAUUCUGUGGAAAAUGCUGGCGGCAUUCGGAGGUUUUUUUCUGGCGACGAUUCCUCAGGUGCAGCAGUGGCUGUUUCUGGCCUACUGCGAACCAUCAACCAGAGAUGCCCCAUCCGCGGGUCUAGGUCCAACCGAAUCCAGUGGGUUCAGGUUAAACGUCCACUCCACUAUUGGGUUUGCUGUAUCUCAGCGGAGAUUUUGAUUGCUUCGCAUAAAUUAUCAUAGUAAGGGGUGAAAUCGCUUGUCCUGCAGCUUCUGGUGGUUUCUUGACACUUCACGCAGCAUUUUGCCCUUGGGGGAUAUUUACAGCACACGUGGGAAACCGGCCGACGGCCACAAACGCGAAUGCACGAGCAUAAGUUGACCGUGCGAAGGCUAAACCCAAAAUCGAAAGUAGCAACCCAUGCCGCGCAAAUGUGACCCAUCUUCAACUUUGAGGCCGUUCAGAUUGUGGGCCGGGACGAUGAUCAUACGGCAAGGCAGGUUCAAGAAGCCUGGAUGUCCACCGACUGCUCAGGCAACCGCCACAUCAAUUUGCCUCUCCCUAUCUGCACAUUUACCUGACUUUAUAAAUUUAUUUCAGACUCCGCGGAAGACUGA